Messenger RNA from Knipowitschia caucasica, 2976 nucleotides. The record is from the annotation of a GenBank genome assembly. Lineage: Eukaryota; Metazoa; Chordata; Actinopteri; Gobiiformes; Gobiidae.
AUGGCGGCGAGACGGCGUGAUGGAUCUGAGGACAGCGGCGGGCUUGUCUUCAUGCUUGGACCGGACGAGACCGCGGUCAGGGGUUCAAUCACACGCCAGCGAGAUCCACGGCGGGCGUUCGUCAAACUCAGGGUGUUUGGACGGGAGUGGGAGGGGCUGGGAGCUUCUGUUUGGGGCUCGCCGGAGACUGGAGUCAUUAAAAGCAAACAGAAAGAGCCAGGAUUGGGGAGGAGGAGGGCCAGGAGGAGGGAGGAGGAGGAGGAGAGGAGGAGGUGGGAGGAGGAGGUGAGAGAGAGGAGGAGGUGGGAGGAGGAGGGCCAGGAGGAGGGAGGAGGAGGAGGAGGAGGAGGAGAGGAGGAGGUGGGAGAGAGGAGGAGGUGGGAGGAGGGAGGAGGAGGAGGAGAGGAGGGGGGCCAGGAGGAGGGAGGAGGAGGAGGAGGAGGGGGUGGGAGGAGGAGGGGGUGGGAGGAGGAGGGCCAGGAGGAGGGAGGAGGAGGAGGAGGGGGAGAGGAGGGGAUGGGAGGAGGAGGAGAGGAGGAGGUGGGAGAGAGGAGGAGGUGGGAGGAGGGAGGAGGAGGAGGAGGAGGAGAAGGAGGAGGAGGAGGAGAGGAGGAGGAGGAGGAGAGGAGGAGGUGGGAGGAGGAGGGCCAGGAGGAGGGAGGAGGAGGGGGAGAGGAGGGGGUGGGAGGAGGAGGAGAGGAGGAGGUGGGAGAGAGGAGGAGGUGGGAGGAGGGAGGAGGAGGAGGAGAGGAGGGGGGCCAGGAGGAGGGAGGAGGAGGAGAGGAGGGGUUCAUGUGGGAAGAACAAAAAAAGGCCAGAGUUACACAGAGGGAAAAGUCAGCAGAAGUUAGACUGAGGAACGUUAACCACGGAGAAUCUGACACUGCCACGUCAACACCCGGACUCCAGAGCGUCAACACCCGGACUCCAGAGCAGUCAACACCCGGACUCCAGAGCGUCAACACCCAGACUCCAGAGCAGUCAACACCCAGACUCCAGAGCAGUCAACACCCGGACUCCAGAGCGUCAACACCCAGACUCCAGAGCAGUCAACACCCAGACUCCAGAGCAGUCAACACCCGGACUCCAGAGCAGUCAACACCCGGACUCCAGAGCAGUCAACACCCGGACUCCAGAGCGUCAACACCCGGACUCCAGAGCAGUCAACACCCGGACUCCAGAGCAGUCAACACCCGGACUCCAGAGCAGUCAACACCCGGACUCCAGAGCGUCAACACCCGGACUCCAGAGCAGUCAACACCCACACUCCAGAGCAGUCAACACCCGGACUCCAGAGCAGUCAACACCCACACUCCAGAGCAGUCAACACCCGGACUCCAGAGCAGUCAACACCCGGACUCCAGAGCAGUCAACACCCGGACUCCAGAGCAGUCAACACCCGGACUCCAGAGCGUCAACACCCGGACUCCAGAGCGUCAACACCCGGACUCCAGAGCAGUCAACACCCAGACUCCAGAGCAGUCAACACCCGGACUCCAGAGCGUCAACACCCGGACUCCAGAGCAGUCAACACCCACACUCCAGAGCAGUCAACACCCGGACUCCAGAGCAGUCAACACCCACACUCCAGAGCAGUCAACACCCGGACUCCAGAGCAGUCAACACCCGGACUCCAGAGCGUCAACACCCGGACUCCAGAGCAGUCAACACCCACACUCCAGAGCAGUCAACACCCGGACUCCAGAGCAGUCAACACCCGGACUCCAGAGCGUCAACACCCGGACUCCAGAGCGUCAACACCCGGACUCCAGAGCAGUCAACACCCAGACUCCAGAGCAGUCAACACCCGGACUCCAGAGCGUCAACACCCGGACUCCAGAGCAGUCAACACCCACACUCCAGAGCAGUCAACACCCGGACUCCAGAGCAGUCAACACCCACACUCCAGAGCAGUCAACACCCGGACUCCAGAGCAGUCAACACCCGGACUCCAGAGCGAUCCGGGCCCCUGGGGGAGGACGGGGGAGACGGGGGGAGACGGGGGAGCCUUUUGAAGAACCGGAGCGCGUGAUAAAGCGAGAGCGCGGUGUAAUGGCGGCGACACGGCCUCCUGCUGCGAGCGCGUCCAGACCGCAGACCGCUGCUGCAGGAGGCGCUGGUGUGUGCGGCGGCGGAUUUAUGGUUCUGCUUGAGUCUGCAGUGAGUCUGCAGUCAGUCUGCAGUCAGUCUGCAGUCAGUCUGCAGUCAGUCUGCAGUGAGUCUGCAGUCAGUCUGCAGUCAGUCUGCAGUCAGUCUGCAGUGAGUCUGCAGUCAGUCUGCAGUCAGUCUGCAGUCAGUCUGCAGUCAGUCUGCAGUCAGUCUGCAGUCAGUCUGCAGUCAGUCUGCAGUCAGUCUGCAGUCAGUCUGCAGUCAGUCUGCAGUCAGUCUGCAGUGAGUCUGCAGUCAGUCUGCAGUCAGUCUGCAGUCAGUCUGCAGUCAGUCUGCAGUCAGUCUGCAGUGAGUCUGCAGUCAGUCUGCAUCAGUCUGCAGUCAGUCUGCAGUCAGUCUGCAGUCAGUCUGCAGUCAGUCUGCAGUCAGUCUGCAGUCAGUCUGCAGUCAGUCUGCAGUCAGUCUGCAGUCAGUCUGCAGUCAGUCUGCAGUGAGUCUGCAGUCAGUCUGCAGUCAGUCUGCAGUCAGUCUGCAGUCAGUCUGCAGUCAGUCUGCAGUGAGUCUGCAGUCAGUCUGCAGUCAGUCUGCAGUCAGUCUGCAGUGAGUCUGCAGUCAGUCUGCAGUCAGUCUGCAGUCAGUCUGCAUCAGUCUGCAGUCAGUCUGCAGUCAGUCUGCAGUGAGUCUGCAGUCAGUCUGCAGUCAGUCUGCAGUGAGUCUGCAGUCAGUCUGCAGUCAGUCUGCAGUCAGUCUGCAGUGAGUCUGCAGUCAGUCUGCAGUCAGUCUGCAGUCAGUCUGCAGUCAGUCUGCAGUGAGUCUGCAGUCAGUCUGCAGUCAGUCUGCAGUCAGUCUGCAGUCAGUCUGCAGUGA